Cuscuta campestris is the source of this 2780-nucleotide messenger RNA. NCBI's taxonomy places the organism in Eukaryota, Viridiplantae, Streptophyta, Magnoliopsida, Solanales, Convolvulaceae. The record is from the annotation of a GenBank genome assembly.
GUUAUAAGAUCCAAGAAAAUACGGGCGUAAUACUCAAGCCGUAACGGGCUAAAUGAAAAGAGAUAGAAACUUAGGAUUUGAAAUUCAAAAAAAGCGGAGCAAUUAUAUAGCCAAAAUCCGCGCUCUCCCCAUAGACCCGUUUUCUCUCUUAUCUUCUCCUUUCUUCUCCCCCAAAACCCCAUUUUUUUCCUUUUUUGUGCGUUUUCAAAUUUCAACUCAGAUUUCAGCGAUUUGAAUGAACAGUCCACUUUACCGUUACGGAUCUUCCCCUCGAUUUCCCCAAUUUAUACUUCUAUUGGUCGGCGGACGAAGCCAAAACCACCGCACUGAUCGCCUGAAUCACGCUACCGCGAGUUCGUGACGUCAUUUUCCGGCCAAUUUCGUGCUGCUUCCACUGCGACCUUCCGAAUUCCGGCGCUCAAGCCGAUCGUUCUCGAGAUUAUUGAUCCUGAGAUGAAUAACCACCAAGACAAUCAGCCUUCGCGUAUGGAAACAGCUUGUGGAUCUCUAAUGUCCGAGUUGAAGAAAAUGUGGGAUGAUAUCGGAGAGAAUGAGGUUGAAAGGGACAAGAUACUUUAUCAACUUGAACAAGAGUGUUUGAAAGUGUACAAAAGAAAAGUUGAUGAGGCAAGCCGCAACUGUGCUCAGCUGCGGCAAGCAGUUGCUGAAUCUGAAGCAGAACUUGCACGAAUCUGUGCUGCGUUGGGGGAACAGCCAGUUAAUCCAAGGCCGAAAUCAAGCAGCUUGAAGAUGGAGCUUGAGGCCAUUAGGCCUCAGCUACAAGAGAUGAAACACAGAAAACUGGAAAGGGAGUGUCAAUUUGCAGAUGUCAUCAAUGCAAUAGACAUUGUCUUGGAGGAGCUUGGUUUAUCAAGAAAAGAGUUUCCAAAUGUGAUUGCCUUGGAUGAAAGUGAUAUGUCCUUGAGAAGACUCGAAGAGAUGAAGGGUCACUUGCUUUCUCUGCAAGCAAAAAAGUCGGACCGCUUGAAGCAAGUGCUCAACCUCUUGGAAUCUCUCAAUUCGUUAUGCCUCGUGCUUGGUAUUGAUUUUAGAAAUACUGUUGUGGAAAUCCAUCCAACUUUGGAUGGCUCAUAUGCCUCGAAAAGUGUAAGUGCACAGACAAUUGAUAGGUUAACUGCUGUAAUACACAAACUGCGUGAGGUCAAGAUUCAACGACUUAAUAUGGUUCAAGAUCUUGCAACCACAACGGUGGAGUUAUGGAAUUUGAUGGAUACGCCAGUGGAGGAACAACACCCAUUCCUUAGUGUCACACGGACUAUAGCUGCUUCAGAAAGUGAAAUUACUGAGCCAGACGCUCUCUCAUUACAAUUUAUUAAGUCUGCAGAAGUUGAGGUUUCAAGGCUUUUAGAGUUGAAGACGAGCAAAUUGAAGGAAGUUCUCUUGAAAAAGAGGCUUGCAUUGGAGGAAAUAUGUAGAAAGGCCCACAUAGUUCUUGAUGCUGAUCAAUCGACUGAGUUCUCACUAGAGGCUAUAGAGUCUGGGGCAAUCGAUCCCUCUUACCUACUCGAACAGAUAGAGAUCAAGAUUUCCACGUUAAAAGAAGAAGCUUUCAGCAGGAGAGAGAUACUUGAAAAGGUCGAUAAGUGGCUAGCUGCAUGUGAUGAAGAAUCAUGGUUGGAGGAGUACAACAGGGAUGACAAUAGAUAUAAUGGUGGAAGAGGCACACAUCUUAUUCUGAAGCGAGCUGAGAAAGCCAGAGCGCUUGUCAACAAAAUUCCAGGAAUGGUGGAUAUAUUGACGUCAAAAGCUAAAAGCUGGGAGAGAGAGAGAGGAGUUCCAUUCUUGUAUGACGGAGUUAGCCUUCUUUCUAUGCUUGAACAAUAUGGUCUUGUAAAGCAGGGGAAAGAGUUAGAACGUCAGAGGCAGAGGGACCAGAAGAGGCUUCAGGGACAGCUGAUUGCAGAACAGGAAGCACUCUUUGGGGCAAAGCCUAGCCCAUCACCGAGUGUGAAGAAGAAUUUAGGUGGGGGUGGAAACAAUAAGAGAUACUCAAUGGGAGGAGCCAUGCUCCAAACACCAUAUGCUGAGAGGGCAGCACUGUCUAUUCACACCACGAAGAAAAAGAACCCGGUGAAGCAGCCAGCCCUUGCUAACGUUACACAAAACUUCGUUGCCCACUCUUCUGGUAAGAGAGAGAGUUCUAUACAUGCAAAACAGCAGCAUUCAAUCAACAUAUCAAAUCCAAAUAGGAAUCCCCUUUCCCCUCUAUCAUCACUCUCAUUCAACACCAACUCUCCCAACAUAAUAAUCCCGAGAAAUGAGGAUGAAACACCUCCAUCGUCACUGAUGACCACUCCGGUGAAGAACGUGUGUGGUAUUAUUGGAGGAGGAGGGGGGUACACAACCCCGAAGAACAUAAUGCCGAUGCGGACCCCAUCCACACCUCCCUCUGCCGCUUCCAUCGCCAUGCAGACUGCCGCCACACCUGCCCCUGCAGCUGCUUCUCUUGCUGCCGACGAUGAUGACUAUGUCGAGUACUCCUUUGAGGAGAAGAGAGCCGGGUUCUUUAUCCCCAGGUUACAACAAAUCCAUUAGCUAUUAUUGUGUUGGCUUUCUCUGAGCUUUUCCACCGUUAGAUCGUGCGCUCUCUCACACACACAGACUCUGUUUGUGUGUGUGUGUGAGUGUUUGAUCUAACGGCUCGAAAUGGAUGCUCAUUUCAGGGUGUACAUUUUUUCUUUUUUUCAUGCCAUAGAAAUUUGGCAGUUUCGGAUUUGAACGGUGGGGAUGAAUUGAUUGAAUCAAAGCUCUCCUGUUAU